This is a messenger RNA of Myotis brandtii (Brandt's bat), 3355 nucleotides long. It is a transcript of the gene RGS8, whose product is annotated as regulator of G-protein signaling 8. The coding region runs from base 292 to 1011 and encodes 239 amino acids. The record is from RefSeq and is a predicted model, not a curated record. The transcript is spliced from 6 exons. NCBI's taxonomy places the organism in Eukaryota, Metazoa, Chordata, Mammalia, Chiroptera, Vespertilionidae.
UGCAGCAUAAUAGAAAUUGGGAGAAAGGAGGUGGAAUUUAGAUGUGUGACCUGCCCCGUAGCUUUCGUGCUCUCUGCAUUUAUCACAUCACAUCACACCCAGCAAGACAGCCCCCUCCUCCUGGCUCAUUAGGAGAUUUGGUUCGGCGUGGCUCCUGCUGUCAGCAGCUGUCUGGGGCGAGGUCUUUAUGCUCCCUGCUCCCUGAGCGGCAACCAGCCUUCAGCGGGCAGCGGAGCUCAUUAGAAGGGGGCCCCCUGGACACUGGAUUUCAGUGGCGGCAGGAAAGAGUUAAUGCCUCCGGCUUCGCUGCCCCCUGCACAGCCUCUGGGUGCAGAGGGAGGCAGCUCUGGGCUGUGGGGACUUCUCCCUGAGCUUCAGCCAAAGAAGCAGGGGAGCAGCUUCGCGAAGCAGAGGAGGAAGAGCUCCUUCACCCGCAGCCUCUCUGACCAUCCCGUUGGCAGAGACCCGCAGGCCAUGAGGACCGGUCAAAGACAGAACAAAGGGAUGAGGACUCGACUGGGAUGCCUGUCUCACAAGUCAGACUCGUGUAGUGAUUUCACAGCGAUUCUUCCUGACAAGCCCAACCGUGCUCUGAAGAGACUUUCCACAGAAGAAGCCACCAGGUGGGCCGAUUCCUUUGACGUGCUUCUCUCCCAUAAGUAUGGGGUGGCUGCAUUCCUCGCCUUCUUGAAGACGGAGUUCAGCGAGGAGAACCUGGAAUUCUGGUUGGCCUGUGAGGAGUUCAAGAAGACCAGGUCAACUGCAAAACUGGUCUCCAAGGCCCAUAGGAUUUUUGAGGAGUUUGUGGAUGUGCAGGCUCCGAGGGAGGUAAACAUAGACUUCCAGACUCGAGAGGCCACGAGGAAGAACAUGCAAGAGCCAUCCCUGACUUGCUUUGACCAAGCGCAGGGCAAAGUACACAGCCUCAUGGAGAAAGACUCUUACCCCAGGUUCCUGAGGUCCAAGAUGUACUUAGAUUUGCUGUCCCAAAGCCAGAGGAGGCUCAGCUAGACCUCAGAUGGGGACUCUUGGAGAUCGCUGGCUUUCCCCGCCCCUUGCUGCCAAGACCAUAUUCUAAUGUGAAAUGUCAGGGGUGUUCUAAAGCAGUGGUGUUUAGGUUGGGAGGCUGGGGUGAGGAGGGGAUGAGGGGCCAUUCCAAAGUGUAAUUCAGUCACCAGAACUGGGAUUCUAUUUUAUUUACUCAUGUUUAUGUUUCGGUUAGUGGUAGCACCUGGCUGCACUCAUCCUUCUCUGGGUCAGCAACUUGCCCUCCAUAAUGCCUUGGGUCAUCUCCGCUGAGAAGGCAGAUUCGCUAGGCCGGACUAACCUGUAAAUAAUAGAAAUGCAGUUUCCAUACCUUCCAUACCCGCCUCAGUUAGGAUUCCCGACACUCUAACUUGUCCUAUACCCCUGUGAGGAAGAGUUAGAAGACUGGCUCACACCUGUGAUUUGCUAUCACAGUGUAACAGCCAGUUCCGGGUGUUGGGGCCUCACAGUUUAGGAGAGAGGUCUCUGUGGAAUCCUGGGUCUCUAGAACUAUCAUUGAUAGGUGACCCCUGGGAGAAGGGGCAAACUCCAUGGAGUUGGCUGUUUCUUCCAUUUCCAUAGGACCAGUGUGCAAAGCUGUGCUCACUGCCUAUCUUAGUCUAGGAUAUUCACAAGACUCCCCUACCCUUGCAAGACCCUUCCAGAAAGGGUCUUGGGAGAUGUCCCUCACAGCUUCUGAUGCAGAGCUGUUAUUAAGAAAGAUACAGCUUGCCUAUCUUCCUACCUUCUACCAAGAAGUUUCCCAGAAGUUGAACAACCAGGAAAUGUAGCAUCAGUAGACCUUUCUGCAGUGGGGCACCAUAUAACCUUUCUGCUGCUUAAUGUACUCUCUGCCCUCGCUUCCCUGUGGCAUCACACAUCACCGAUCUCUUAGAAUGACAGACAGCUUGGCAAAGGGAGGCGAAUUCCCAUAGCAUGGACAGCUCUCACGGUGCCUACUGCUCUCCCUGUCUCUCUCUGUCCCCCCUCCCAUGCAGGUCAUGUAGUUAUGAUGGGGGAGAAUGGGAACUUAGGCCAUAACUCUUUCCCAGCUUGCUUCCUGGGAGCGCGCUUUCUUAGAAAGGCCCUUCUCAUGAGGGCCACCUUGGCUAUUCAGCAGCUUCCUUUUCGAUUUCUGACCUUUUGGGAUUGAACAUGAGGCUAAGAAGAUCACUGUGAACAUUUGCUUGUGGAGAACCUUCCUAAAAUGCUUUCCUGGUACCCUGGGGCUGCUCUUGGAAAUAUGUCUAGAAAGUCUUUCUUAGAGGAAGAACGAGGCACAUGGAACCUGCUCUAGCUGCCCAGGAAAGAAGCUGACUCUGGCACAAGACUGCGGUGCCAAGGAGAUGAAUCCUCAGCAGAGAGACCAGAAACUGGAAGAGGGCCCUGGAAGAGACUGGCCUCUGGGUGAACUGGAUCACAGAGAAUGUGGCGAAGGAACCACUGGGAUCAUUCAAAGUCAAUGGAUUGGGGGGAUGGCAGGUCUCCAAAACGUUUAGUUUGACUAAAUGGAACAGCAUCUGACUAGAUGUAAGCCCUGGAGGGCAGGUGAUUGAGAACUGGGCUGUAGCAUUCUCCUCCUGUGGGGUGAUGGGCCUUUUUAGACAUGCGGGGGUCCCAGUGUUUCCAUUCCUGUCCAGAACUGUGCGAAUCUCUUCCUUCCUGGGCUGCAGCUAGACAAGGCCAGGAAGGCUCUCGAGUCCCACUGGUGUGGGGCGCACUGCCCUGCCAUGGCACAUCGUAUCCAUGAGUGAGGAUUGGUGUGCCGGUAUGAACCACCGAGGAGAAAGAGAACUCAUGCCUAUAGUUCUCACACGGGAGACACCAGUGGAAUUUCAUGUUCAAGAACUCUGAAGCCUCAAGUGGUGUUUCUAGUUAGAUCAGGAAGUAAGUAUUCCCUUGCCCCCACUAGUAAAAAAAAAAAACCAUCCGUAGCUAAAGCUGCCAGGAUUAAUGUAAUGAUCAAAUUCUCAAACAGGGUAUUUUAAACAUUGUUUACAUACGAAAUGUGCAUCUGCUGCCAACUCUACUGUCGAAAAUGAGGUGCAUAGAAAUUGGAACAGCACGGAGUUAUGGAAAUCUGAAACGUUCUAAGAGGGGCCUUUUUACCACUUCCACUAUCCCCAGGAGACAAGUCUGAACAAGAGUGUUGUGCGGUGGCCUCACUGGGGCCCUAGAGUUCUUGCCAACUGUUGGUGGAAUGAAGGCUUCAGAUGGUGGUGUCAUGGCGCCUGGUGACUUCCUCCCACGAUGGGGAGGCAUGAAGGACCAUCCUGAAUGUUGCCACUAAGGGAGGGUAUGUGGGCAUGUGUGGAGGAACAUGAUCGCU